Cyprinus carpio (common carp) is the source of this 1726-nucleotide messenger RNA. Its product is annotated as fibronectin-binding protein A-like. Bases 402 to 1682 code for a protein of 426 amino acids. The transcript has 8 exons. NCBI's taxonomy places the organism in Eukaryota, Metazoa, Chordata, Actinopteri, Cypriniformes, Cyprinidae. The record is from RefSeq and is a predicted model, not a curated record.
CAUCAGAGAAGAACCGCUUUGAGUUUUCUGACAGUGCAGCAGGAGUUUAUACAGUGAGCAUCAGUAAUGUGAGCCUGACAGAUGCUGGAGUUUACUGGUGUGGAGCAGAAACCAGACACACGCAUCUGAUUUCUGUUUCUCUCACCAAUAAACACGAGCUGACCUUAUCCAGUAAACCUGAGCUGACUUCAUCCAAGCCUCCAGUGGUCAGACGUGAAGGAGAUUCAGUCCAGAUCAAAUGCUCUUAUGAUGAAAACUAUUCAGCAGAAGUAAAGCAUCUGUGCAAAGGAAAGUGUUUCACUCCAGAUGCUCUGAAGAUCAUUCAAUCAGAUGAAGAUCAUGAUAAAAACCCAAAGAUUUCAGUAAAGAACGACACUGAACUCAAUCUCUUCACUGUGAACAUGACUGAACUGAGAGCAGAGGAUGCUGGGAAAUACUGGUGUGCAGUGAAAGACACGUUUAACCUUCCCCUUGAGCUCAUGAUCGUCAUGAAGGAAGUCGUCACUCAUGAAGCGUCUGUCGGAGGAUCAGCGUCCAUCAGCUGUAAACACAUCAGGAAUCAAAAUCAGAGUGUUUUCUGCAGAGGAGAUCAGCCCGAUAUCUGCAUCAGAGACGGAGUUCGUGUUUCAUCAAAUAAGAGAAUAAACAGCAGAUUCUCUCUGACUGAAGAAACCUCUGCUGGAGUCUUUACUGUGAACAUCAGCGAUCUGACAGUAGAGGAUUCUGGGAAAUACUGGUGUGCAGAGGAGAGCUCUGGGUCCUUCAUAUUCACUGAAGUUCAGCUACAUGUGACCAGAGAAAUGUUGACAUCUGACACCAAAAGAGAAACAUCCCAGAAUAAAGACAAGCCUGAAAUAACCUCGUCUGGCACAAUAAAGGAAACAAUCCAGGAAACAGAAAAGUCUGGGUUUUCAGUGACAGCUGUGGUUUCUGUGGGUUUGAUUCUGCUGGCUCUGGUUACAGUCUUACUCUUAUUCAAACUGAAACACAACAGACACGACAUCAUCUCAUCAUCAGACAGAAGAGAGACAGGAGAUCAUGAAACAGCUCAAGAAGAGAUUCAAGACGCCAGACACCAUUCAGACUCAGAUCCUGAAUCAACUCCUCUCUAUUCGACAGUUCAGUUACCCACAAUCCCCUCUGACUCACAGACUCCAGUUUACUCCACAGUUCAGUUACCCACAAUCCCCUCUGACUCACAGACUCCAGUUUACUCCACAGUUCAGUUACCCACAAUCCCCUCUGACUCACAGACUCCAGUUUACUCUACAGUUCAGUUACCCACAAUCCCCUCUGACUCACAGAAUCCAGUUUACUCUACAGUUCAGUUACCCACAAUCCCCUCUGACUCACAGACUCCAGUUUACUCCACAGUUCAGUUACCCACAAUCCCCUCUGACUCACAGAAUCCAGUUUACUCCACAGUUCAGUUACCCACAAUCCCCUCUGACUCACAGACUCCAGUUUACUCCACAGUUCAGUUACCCACAAUCCCCUCUGACUCACAGACUCCAGUUUACUCCACAGUUCAGUUACCCACAAUCCCCUCUGAUGGGCUCCUGUACUCUUCCAUCAGUUUCCAGAAGCAUGAAGAGUCUCUCAGCGACGCUACAGUCAGAUUCAGUAAAGAAGAGAUUCACUCUGAUUACGCAUCUGUCAAUCACAGCAUCACACCUAAUUAAUAUUUCCAGUGGAUUUUUUUUUUUUUUUUUAUACACAACUUGAA